Branchiostoma floridae (Florida lancelet) is the source of this 2357-nucleotide messenger RNA. Its product is annotated as tigger transposable element-derived protein 4-like. Lineage: Eukaryota; Metazoa; Chordata; Leptocardii; Amphioxiformes; Branchiostomatidae. The record is from RefSeq and is a predicted model, not a curated record. Gene Ontology annotation, cellular component: nucleus. Gene Ontology annotation, molecular function: DNA binding.
AUUCACGAAAAAAAACCCUCUAGAAAUAUGACAUACUUUAAUCAAAUCUUGAUUCAUGUGGCAGACAUCGCCUGGUGAGCUGUUUUCUUGAAUAAAUUUGGAAUUUCUCGGCGGUUUCGCUUCUCGUCAGAUAUGUUGUUUUCGUCGCCAUUUCAAAAUGGCGGGCAAGCUAGAUUGACCUUGGAGGUCACGGAAUAUUCCAUUGAUAACAGGGCCGUCGACAACUGUAUACAUUUAUUUUUAAACGCUAUGAUCGGUAUACGCUAUCGUAUUAGGAACGUAAAAGCACCUUCAUGUUUCUUUAUUAAAAGCAACAUUUGUUUUUUUAUUCAUUAUGUUUCAUUUGUGCCAUGAAUAGCGCGCACCGAGCCUUCAGUGUCCCUUCAUUCAGAGUGGGUUUGUUGUUGUUUUCCAAGCGACGCCAUUUUUUUUUUCGGCCCGGAGAAGACAGACAAAAACGCAAGCGAUUUUCUUUGACAUAAAGGGCAUAAUUUUAGGUUAAAUGUCCCUUUCAUCGCCACCAAAAAACUUUAUGAUUGUCUGGCUUGCCGUGGCAGUUGUAACCACGCCGUCCACUGCACAUUAAUUGUCUGCAAAAAUUGCCGACGCGGCGUCAGCGCAGCCCAGCUUUGAUCAAGCAAUGGCGUUUGAUCUUUUUUGUUCAGACCACCGGCUCUCUUUCAAAGAAAUCAUGUGCCUACAGACAAUUUUUCCAAGCUGUAUAAAAAGGCAGCUUUCUUGGUCUGGAUUGUCACUUGUCCAUAGACUAUCAUGGCAAUGGCUUCCAACACAUCGUCACCGAAGAGAAAACCUUUAACGCUACAACAACGGGUUGAGGUGCUCCGUGUCCAUGACCAGACCAAGAAGAGUACGCGUAAGUUGGCGGAACAGUUCAACUGUGGGAAGACUCAGAUCGAUGGAAUUCUCAAACGGAAACGGGAAAUCAUGGAGGAGUUUGAGAACAACGCUCCGCUCGACAGGAAAAGGGCGCGGACAACCGGCAACGAGGAGCUGAACAUGCUGUUGUGGGAGUGGUUUAAGGAUGCUACCGCCCGAAAACUGCCGGUAAGUGGCCCUAUGUUGCAAGUCAAGGCGCUGGAGUUUGCCAAGGAACUAGGCAGGGACGAUUUCAAGGCGUCAAAUGGGUGGCUGGGGGCCUUCAGAAAGCGGCACAACAUCAAAUUUGGGACAAUGUCGGGGGAGAAAGGCGAUGUGUCGGAAGAAGUGACCGAGAGCUGGAAGGAGAGACUGCCGCAGAUAUGUGAGGGUUACGAUGCGAGGGACAUUUUCAACAUGGACGAAAGCGGUCUCUACUACCGGGCAUCAACCGACAAGACUCUGUACGCGAAAGGAGAUGACUGUAGUGGGGGGAAGCGUUCAAAAGACAGAGUCACGAUCGCGUACUGUGCCAACCUACUUGGGGAGAAGGAGAAACCCAUCGUGAUAGGGAAGUCGAAAAAUCCACGCUGUUUCAAGAACGUUGACAAGGACAACCUGCCAGUCCACUACUACAACAGCAGAACAGCGUGGAUGACAGGUUUCAUCUUCGAGGACUGGGUCUGUAAGUUCGACAGGAAGCUUGGACGUGCUAAGAGAAAAGCGAUCUUGUUCCUGGAUAAUGCCACCUGCCAUCCAGACCUGAGACUCAAGAACUUAAAACUGGUUUUCUUCCCACCCAACACCACCUCAGUGUUGCAGCCGCUGGAUCAGGGGGUGAUCCAGACAAACAAACUUAAGUACAGGAGGAGACAACUGUCACAUGUGCUUGCCAAGAUGGAUGAGGACAAGACCCUGCAAGGUCCGGAGAUUCUGAAGUCGACCAACGUCCUACAAGCAAUCUACUGGAUCAGCUACGCGUGGAAUGACGUUGAUCCUUCCACUAUUGUCAAAUGCUUCAACAAAGCUGGCUUCACUGUGACCGAACCACAACCUCCCCAGACUGGUGAAAUGGCAGAGGAAGACACCACGCCAGUGAGAGUAGAGACACUGUGUAUGGAACUGUUUGGCUGUGAACUGAGUGAACUGGUUGAGAUCGACAGAGAGCUGGCAACGUGCAACAACGAGAGCAGAAUGGUUGGGACUGCCGCCGAGCUGCUGAGUAACCUCCGACCAUCCACCGAUGAAGCAGAAACCAGCGACGAGGAGGACGAAGCAGCAACAGUCGAACAGCCAGCAAAGCAGGUCAGCCUUAGAGAGGCAGGUUCUUGUGUAGAGACUCUGAAAGAUAUGUGUUUGGGUAGUAACUAUGGCGAGAUGUUAGAUCUGAUCAUGAUGUUUGAGGCCAAACUUGCUGUGAAAUGUGCAGAAAGCCAGCAGUUGGCAAGGCAGUCCACCAUUCAUGAGUUCUUUGGAAAGAA